Messenger RNA from Gordionus sp. m RMFG-2023, 1575 nucleotides. RefSeq names its product actin-related protein 2/3 complex subunit 1A-B-like. The transcript is spliced from 9 exons. Gene Ontology annotation, biological process: Arp2/3 complex-mediated actin nucleation. The record is from RefSeq and is a predicted model, not a curated record. Gene Ontology annotation, cellular component: actin cytoskeleton; Arp2/3 protein complex. Lineage: Eukaryota; Metazoa; Nematomorpha; Gordioida; Chordodea; Parachordodidae. Gene Ontology annotation, molecular function: actin filament binding. Bases 68 to 1402 code for a protein of 444 amino acids.
UCUGCUUUCCUAAAUAACUUAAAGAUAACCCUUAGCAGGGCGUGCAACUUUUGGGAAAUUAGAAUUAAUGGCAAGGCAUUAUAAUUUUGGAGAUCCAAUUACAUGCCAUGCAUGGAAUGAACAAUGUGAUCAAAUAGCCUUAAGUCUUAAUAAUAAUUUUGUAAACAUAUACGCCUAUACUGGUAGAAAUUGGCAGCUCAUUGAUACCCUUGAAGAACAUGAGUUGAGAGUUACAGCAAUUGAUUGGUGUCCCAAAACAAACCAACUAGCUACUUGUGGCGAAGAUAGGAAUGCCUAUGUUUGGACUUGCUUUGAAGAAGGAUGGAAACCAACUCUUGUUUUGUUAAGAAUUAAUCGUGCAGCAAUGUGUGUGAAAUGGUCACCUAAUGGCAACAAAUUUGCCGUGGGUAGUAGUGCAAAGCUAGUUGCGGUUUGCCAUUUUGAUGAAGAGAAUGAUUGGUGGGUCAGCAAACAUAUUAAAAAAUCAAUAAAAUCUACAGUUACAUGUAUAGAUUGGCAUCCUGACAAUGUAUUGCUGGCUGUUGGCUCAACUGACUUUAAAACUAGGAUUUAUUCAGCUAUAUUACCAGAACUUGAUAAAAAUUAUGUUCCAUCACUAUGGGGAAAUGCUGAAAAAUUUGGUAGUUUAUUAGCAGAAUUUACUAAUGAAUAUAGUGGUUGGGUCCUUGGGGUAAGCUUUUCCUCUACUGGUAACAAAUUAGCAUGGUGUUCUCAUGACAGUACUAUAAGUCUGAUUGAUAUCUCAUCAAAUCCUGCAAUCUCACCUUUUCAAACCUCAUCCCAAAUUACCAAUUACAAAACCACCUCAAAUAAUAUUUUGAAUGAUUACGAUACCCUUUUGAAUAAUACCUCUAACCUUUCCCCAACUCAGAUCGCAACAUUAUCAAACUCAUUAAUUACUUCUGGAUCUGGGUUAAUGAUUGUUGAAAAAACGCCUCAUUUGCCUUUUAAAUCAUUACAAUGGGUCAAUGAAAAUACGAUCAUAUUAGCGGGAUAUGAUUGCUGUCCUAUGAUAUACUCCCAACAGAAUAGUAAUAAAUCUUUAACCUUUGGGGGUAAAUUAGACAAGGCCUCAUAUGACAACGAUAAAAUUUCCGAAAAAUUGAGUUCCAAUGUCAGUGCCAUGAGCAAAUUUCAAAGUAUGGAUAAACACGCGACGUCAGCUAAGAUCGAAACAAUCGUCCACACCCUACAUCAAAACACCAUAAACGAAAUAAAACUCGUAGUAGGCGGUAAAGCUAAUGCGGAGGUUUUCUCAACUGUUGGAAUAGAUGGAUUGAUGGUCAUGUGGGACGUAUCGCUUAUUUAUGAAAACCAAGAAGAUGGGAAAUUAAAUACACUCGUUUUAAAUGGCCUAAUUAAUCAAUUACAGGUAACAUGAUAAACUAUGAUUGAUGAAUGCGACGGAAUUCUCAGAAGUUAUUAUAAUUCAAUCCGUAAUCUUUUUUGGUUCAAUUGUCUUUCAUAUGAAGGGAUAACGAAAAUCGUUAUAUUAUAUUUUAUAUAUAAGAAGAAAAUUUUUUAUAUAAAAAUUAUUAAUUGAUAAUAACAAAA